Thelazia callipaeda (thelaziosis nematode) is the source of this 573-nucleotide messenger RNA. The record is from the annotation of a GenBank genome assembly. NCBI's taxonomy places the organism in Eukaryota, Metazoa, Nematoda, Chromadorea, Rhabditida, Thelaziidae.
AUGCCAAUUUUUUUAGUAGCUUCUCAGAUAAAUUUUGGUACAUUUUCACUGGGACAAAAUAAGCGUGGUGAUUUGCAAGUAGGAUUUAAUCAAGCUGCAAAUAUUUUUGGAUUCGGAGGUGAUCGUGGAAUUGGUUUUACAAUUGGUGAAGGACGAUUUGAUACUAAUGGUAUUAUUUCAAUAAUAUUAUGUCUUUUUUUUGCCCGAAAUGGAAUGUUGGUUGCUGGAGAAAGAGUUGGUGUUGAUUCUGAUGUUGUAUUCAAUGAAGCAGAAGGAAUUAAUGUUGGAAAUAUUCUAAAUUUUGGAAAAAAUCAUAACUCUUCGAAUAAUCUUCCUGGUCAGUUUCUAUCUUUUUUGCAAAGGAUCGGAAAUUUCUUUAGCAGUAUGAAUAAAUCAACAGGCACAACACUUUCACCAGCAGCAUAUGAUAAUUCAAAUGCUUUGACACGAAAUAUUUCCCAUAAUCUUAGUGUAGCAGAAAAACAAGAGCUUUUUGUCCGGUCAAAAGAUUACAAGGAUUCUGAAAAUGCUGACUACAAAAACUAUUACAACUAUGUUAUGGUUAAUUUUUGA